Rhizopus microsporus ATCC 52813 is the source of this 1566-nucleotide messenger RNA. Its product is annotated as WD40 repeat-containing protein SMU1-like protein. Gene Ontology annotation, biological process: mRNA splicing, via spliceosome. The record is from RefSeq and is a predicted model, not a curated record. The transcript is spliced from 5 exons. Gene Ontology annotation, molecular function: protein binding. Lineage: Eukaryota; Fungi; Mucoromycota; Mucoromycetes; Mucorales; Rhizopodaceae. Bases 1 to 1566 code for a protein of 521 amino acids. Gene Ontology annotation, cellular component: precatalytic spliceosome.
AUGUCAACCAAUAAUGAGAUUAACCAGCAAGAUGUAGUCAAGUUGAUCAUCCAGUUCUUUCGAGAAAAUAACUUGACUGAUUCAUUAAAGACUCUCGAAAAGGAAUCACGUCAGACAUUAAAUACCAUGGAUAAUAAGGCUCAGUUCAUACAAGAUGUAUUGGAUGGACGAUGGGAUAUUGUUUUAAAGAAUGUGUCUAAACUAUCUCUUGGAAAGGAAAGGUUAUUUGAUAUCUAUGAGCAGAUGAUGUUUGAGUUGAUAGAAAGAAAUGAAAUAAGCACUGCUCGAGUCAUAUUGAGAACAUCCAACGUGUUGAGAAUGAUGCUGGAAGAAUUUCCUGAAAGAUAUCAAGCUAUUGAAAACUAUUUUGAGGAGCGACCAACAAGUGGUUACAAGUAUGCGACUGAACAAAAGAGAAAAACCAUUGCAGAUAAGCUCGACCAAGAGAUUGCCAGUUUACCUAGUAGCCGACUGCUGACCUUACUAGGACAAAGUUUAAAGUGGCAACAGCAGCAAGGUGUUCUCUCGCCCGGUGUAUCCUAUAAUCUGUUUAAAGGAACAGCCGAUAUGCAAAAGGCAGAGCAGGACUUAUUUGCCAACCAGCACUAUGUAUCUAUCAAAUUUCCUGGCAAAAAGACAAAUGCUGAAUGCGCCGCCUUCUCACGAAACGGGCUCUACCUGGCCACUGGCUCAUCCGAUGGGUUUAUUGAAAUUUGGAAUUAUCUGACAGGCAAGCUGAGAAAGGACCUUCCGUACCAGGCCAACGAUCGUUUAAUGGCCAUGGAUAAAGCAGUUCUCUGUGUUCGAUUCAGCUCAGAUAAUCAAGUGUUGGCAUCUGGUUCGUUGGACGGGAAGAUAUGGAUUUGGAGAGUAAAGACAGGUCAGUGCGAGAAAAGGAUAGCGACUGGUCAUUCUGAAGCGAUCACGACACUUUGCUUUAACAAGGACAAUACACAACUACUGAGCGGUAGUCAAGAUCACGUGGUCCGGAUACAUGGAUUAAAAUCUGGAAAGGUGUUAAAGGAGUUUAGGGGACAUACAUCCUUUAUCAACUCUGUCUUGUUCUCGGCUGAUGGUGCUCUCGUCCUAAGUGCGAGCAGUGACGGUACAGUAAAGAUAUGGGAUGCUAAAACCACCUCAUGCCUACAUACCAUCGCUCCUCAUGCAAAGGUUGAAAAAGACGAACUGAAUCCAAUGGGUGGGCUGGGCAAUGCAUCAGUACAGGCCAUCAUUCCACUUCCCAAAAAUCCAAAUCUUUAUCUUGUCUGUAACAAGACAAACACACUCUUUGUCAUGUCAACAAAGGGUCAGAUCAUCAAGACAUUUAGCCAUAACAAGAAAGCAGGCUCUGAUUUUAUCACCGCAGCCGUAUCACCACAAGGAGACUAUAUCUAUGGUAUUUCAGAAGACUCGUUCAUGUAUUGCUUUCAGUUUACUACUGGUGCAUCAGCGGGACAAGUCAAGGUGGGUGAUGCUGAAGUGCUGGGUAUGGUUCAUCAUCCUUUGACAAAUGUUGUUGUUGCUUUUGAUAAUGCUGGUCAUGUCCUAUUGUAUAAAUCACCUUAA